UUGAGAAAGGAAAAGCGCGAGAAGAGUGCCGCGAUUACACACGUAGAGGAGAUCCCUAGUGCCGACGACGUGUUCGUACAGCUGAGAGUCAACGCUCGCACGCCUCUUGCCUCUUUCAUAAGGAAGAGAGUGUAUAUUAGUUCUCCGCGUUUCAAAUUGGACGAGGUUACUACGUUAAUUGUAAAUGGGAAUAAUGAAGCGAGAAGCAGACGCUACAUCUGGGGGUCCAACCAACCCAAGCAAGCGCUACAGACAGGGGGAAGAUGAACUAAGACUCCUUAUCCCCAGCAGAGUCGCUGGAUCGAUAAUCGGCAGAGGUGGCCAAAACAUCGCCAAACUCCGCAGUCAGUACAAAGCCUCAAUCACUGUACCCGAUUGUUACGGACCCGAACGGAUCCUGACCAUCAGCUCGGAUCUAGAUACUGUACUCACUGUCCUGGGUGACAUAGUGCCUCAAUUAGAAGAGAGCGGCUUGAAAAACGGAGAAGAUAAUGAAAUCGAUCUGCGCAUGUUGGUUCAUCAGAGUCAGGCAGGCUGUGUUAUCGGUAAAGGAGGUCUUAAAAUCAAAGAAUUGCGUUCGAAAACCGGCGCCAGAAUCAAAAUUUAUUCAAACUGCUGCCCGCAUAGUACCGAUCGAAUCAUCAGCGUUUGUGAUAAAUCGGAGACUGUCUUGGAUUGCAUCCGCGAGCUUGUUACUUCCAUCAAAACCUCACCGCUGAAAGGAGUUAACAAUCCAUAUGACCCACGUAAUUAUGACGAAUUUUACGCCGAAGAAUAUGGCGGCUAUGGUGAGAACGGACAAGCGGGUGUCGGUGCUGGGAGCGGCGGUGGCAAACCCGGAGGCUUCGGUGGACCCGGAGGCCGUGGAGGCAACGUCGGUGGUGGUGGUGGCGGUGGAGGCAUGCAACGCGGCCGAGAUAAUCGAGGCGGUGGACCAGACAUGAACCGUGGUGGAUUCCCGACAAUGAGUGGUGGCCGCGGAGGCGGUGGAGGUGGGCGCGGUGGAAUGUCUGGCCCCGAUCGCGGCUUCGGCGGCGGUAACGCGCGAGGUGGUGCUGGUGGAGGCGGUACUGGCAACUUUGGCGGAGAUCGUGGUGGUAACGGCGGCGGCGGUGGUGGCGGCGUUGGUGGCGGUGGUGGCGGCGGUGGCGGUGGCGGCUUCAACGGCAACCGUGGCGGUCCGCCUUUCUCGGGCGGCGGCGGCGGUGGUGGUGGCAGCGGCGGCGGCGGUAGCGGAAGUGGUGGCGCAGGUGGAAACUAUAAUGUUGAUACAGAGGGCGGUGUCACCCCAGAGCCCAGCAAUCGAGCUGAACUGAUUGAAUGGUUUAUAGGUAACGGAUGGGGUGGCAGCAUGCAAGGCGGCAGCAAUGUGGCGAACGGUCUGGGGGGUGGCAGUGGAAACGCCGGCCUGGGCAAUACGCCCAUGGGCGGUGGAAACAACGCCACUAAUCAGGGAACUGGCGUCGGUGGAAACAUAACGAGUACCCAAGUUACCAUCCCCAAAGAUCUUGCUGGAGCCAUUAUAGGAAAAGGGGGGGCACGGAUUCGCAAAAUCAGAUCGGACAGCGGGGCUGGUAUAACUAUAGACUUGCCUCUACCUGGUAGCAAUGACCGCAUUAUCACCAUCACCGGUAUGCCCAAUCAGAUACAAAUGGCUCAGUUCCUUUUACAACAAAGUGUACACGAAAAUGCUGAAAUUCCUUACUAAUUAUCACAGAAGCGAAUAAAAAGGGGGAGCCAAAGAUGCGUUUGCAAUUUUUUUAAUUUUUUUUUUUAAGGAAACUAUACCUUGGAUUAACAAGCGCUAAUAAAACUAAAGAAAGUGGAUCAACAACAAAAAUAUUCACACUGAAUAACCAAUUCGAAGUGGAUACAGACAUUGUGACGCAUAUGUAAUGUGGAUGGCAUCGUAUGAAUCGUCCUUAGAAAAAAAUAAUAAUAAUGGAAAAAGGGAACAUAUUUUUUCAAUAAUUGAAAAUUACACGCAUCAUUAGGUUUAGAUAUUUAAGGCGAUCGGCGAUCUAUCCCCUUCUCCUUCAUUUUUUAUUUUUUCAAAUCGUUCGAUGCAACGAAUGGUUUCAAAACAUUGUUUAGGUAACGUAAGUCUCGUCUACCUAUUCGGAUAACUAAUUGAUAUAACUUUACUCUUUUAAUUUUAAUAUAUUUUUCGUAUAUAAGUGUUACUAAUGAAUAACAAAUAAAAACUUCCAGUGUUAAGUAUCAACCUUUUUAUAUGUGACAAGUAAGCGUCCAUGUAUGAAUAAUCAAUAUUAACUAUAGAAAAGAAAUUUUGUAAAUUAUGGUUC
Ceratosolen solmsi marchali is the source of this 2306-nucleotide messenger RNA. RefSeq names its product Heterogeneous nuclear ribonucleoprotein K (gene HnRNP-K). Lineage: Eukaryota; Metazoa; Arthropoda; Insecta; Hymenoptera; Agaonidae. The transcript has 12 exons. Gene Ontology annotation, molecular function: RNA binding. The record is from RefSeq and is a predicted model, not a curated record. Bases 185 to 1708 code for a protein of 507 amino acids.